Molecule: messenger RNA, 1646 nt
Organism: Capsicum annuum
Lineage: Eukaryota; Viridiplantae; Streptophyta; Magnoliopsida; Solanales; Solanaceae
Exons: 4
Coding region: 482-1339 (285 amino acids)
Source: RefSeq, a predicted model, not a curated record
GUGUUCUUUUCCCUUUUCUAAUACCCUAUCAUUGACCCGACCAUAUCCUCUUAAUUGCCCCUUUUAUCUCAAUUCAUCAGAACUACGACUUUACCUCAGCUCACCGACCCGACCUCACCAACCCGACGUUACCGACGACGACAUCAUCCGCCGGUGACGACAGCGACGUCACUCAGCUGUCCGGUAUCAUCUCAGAGUCUAUUUUUUUGCAUUUGUUCAGUUCAGCAAGGGCAAGUAAAGCUGCUGAAGUUCACCCCUCUAAGGCCUAGGGUUUUGCUGAUACAACAAAGGUAGUGUAGUAUGACGGGUUCGAAUCCUGUGGUGGACAAAGCCUAGUAAUGUGGAGAGAGUGAUAGAGGUGUCGGGGCAAGGGACAUUAUCUGUCGAGGUCGAAGAAGCAAAACGACUGAUUCUUCUUUUCACGGUUUUCUUCAUCUGUCAUCCUCCGCAGCUCUCCACUAUCCUACUCUAGUUUCCUUUCAUGGCUUCACAGGAUUUGGAGAAAAUUGAUUUGAAUCAGUUUUACCAUCUACACAUGAAGGUUGUACGUGUAAUUUCUAUUGAAUAUGACACACCACGUGGGAGUAGGGAAAAGGUAUUUGCAACGGGCUUUGUUGCGAAUGAUGGAAUUAUUGUCACGUCUGCACAUCUUUUUCCUUCGGGGGAAUCUACUGUUAAAGUACGUAAGCUAGAUAAAGAAAGAUUUGUCAGUGUUAAGCGCAAAGUUUUUUUUAGACGGAUUGAUAUUGCAUUGAUCGAGUUUCAUAACCCAACUAAUGCGGUUUCUAAAGAAUAUGGUUUGUUUCCAAACAAUAAAUCCUUAUCUGCGGGUCAAACUGUACUGAGUAUCGGCAAUUAUUAUUUAUACGCAGGAUCAGUUGUGAUUGGAAGGAUUUCAUUUCCAUGUCCAGAUGACUUACCUCUGCCCUGUGGACCCCCAAUACUUUGUUUGGAUAAAACUGAGAAUGACGUAUUGAAACGCUUUACCCAAUAUCGCGUUAUGGGUGACUUUUGGAAUUGUUCAAGAAAUAGAGAAAUGACUUUCCAAAAAACUCUCCACACUGAGUUACCUGUCAUACAUAUAACUGGUUUUCCUUCUGCAGGUGUCUGUAACUUUGACCCUUUGAAAGUUGCUGAAGAGGCAAGGUCUUCGGGUGAUUAUUAUUAUCAUUUUGAUGGUGAUAGUGCUGGUGCUCCUGUAUUUAAUAUCAGCGGAGAAAUAGUGGGCAUGGUUUUAAUGCCUGAUGGCCCAGCUAUAGUUGCCAUUCACUUUAUGAUGAUAGAGAAGGUUAUAUCGGUAUAUAAGAGUAACAUUGGUGCAAAAAGAGACAACAGUUGAGAGCUGCUAGAGAGUUUGGAGUCUGGACCUUACUGAACAAAAAGAAAAUCUCUGAUAGCGACACAAUUUUUACAGAGAACCGGAGUGAAGAUUGUUUAGUUCAAAUCCUCUUUAAUGAAGAUCAGCUUAAUUAACAAUAAGUUUGUGAUUGUUAGUAAUGAUUGUCUAGAUUUGAUAUGGAGAGUUCAUUUGUUAUGUUGUACUAAAUUUUUGAUGUUUUCUUUUGCCAUUGUGGAAUGAAAGAUCUUUUGGGUGUAAUAUGCUUAUUCUGAGGUCUUUAAUGAUAUGAUUGUUUGGGUUCUGUUUA